Messenger RNA from Syngnathoides biaculeatus (alligator pipefish), 917 nucleotides. RefSeq names its product signal recognition particle 19 (gene srp19). Gene Ontology annotation, biological process: SRP-dependent cotranslational protein targeting to membrane; SRP-dependent cotranslational protein targeting to membrane, signal sequence recognition. Gene Ontology annotation, molecular function: 7S RNA binding. The record is from RefSeq and is a predicted model, not a curated record. Lineage: Eukaryota; Metazoa; Chordata; Actinopteri; Syngnathiformes; Syngnathidae. Gene Ontology annotation, cellular component: signal recognition particle, endoplasmic reticulum targeting. Bases 220 to 642 code for a protein of 140 amino acids. The transcript has 5 exons.
GCUUAAUGGACGGGGUGCGUUCGAGGAUGUUACCCGAGAGCCUAGGGGGCGGUGCUUAAGGGCUACGCUCCACACGGUCGGUGAGAAAAGACCGUGUGGAAAGGAGCGACACACAAGUGUGUGUCUUUUACGGCAAUUAUAUCCCAAAAAAAUCAUCUCGGUGCUUCUUGCAUUUAGUUGACAUUCAGGACUGCGAUAGCGGCGACACUAUCACCAAACAUGGCACAUUUAACGAAGAACCCCGCCGAUAAGGAGCGGUUCAUCUGCGUUUAUCCCGUCUACAUCAACAGUAAGAAGACACUCGCUGAAGGACGAAGAAUCCCUGCUGCGAAGGCAGUGGAGAACCCUUCAUGCGCCGAGAUUCGUGAUGUCCUGACAGCUGCCGGCGUAAACGUCCUGGUGGAGAACAAAAUGCAUCCCAGAGAGUGGAACCGUGACCUGCAAUUCAAAGGUCGAGUCCGAGUUCAGCUGAAACAGGAGGAUGGCACCUUGUGUCACAAUAGGUUCUCAUCGCGUAAGGAUGUGAUGUUGUACGUGUCCGAGAUGAUUCCCAAGCUGAAGAGUCGUACGCAGAAGGGCGGCAGCGGCGACGGCGGCUCACAGCAGAGUGACGGAAAGAAGACAAAAAAGAAAAAGAAGUGAACUCUCGUCACAUUUCUACUCUUUACAUUUUUUUUUUUUUUUGGUCAAGAGCAGAUGGUUUACGUCCAGCCUCAAACAGCACAGACCACCUCUUUUUUUUUUUUUUUUUUUUUUUUUGAAGGUUUUGCUAGGCCUGCAAAAAAGGUGUAUGCCUUCCUGCCUCAGAACUUUGAUUUGCUUUUAAACAGAAAAAGCAAGCGUGUUGAUAAAUUUUUGUUGAGUGAAAAACAUGAACUGAAUAAACACUUUCUUUGGUUCAAAUCAAAAGUGUGGGG